Messenger RNA from Penicillium cataractarum, 3609 nucleotides. Its product is annotated as putative inositol polyphosphate phosphatase. Bases 1 to 3609 code for a protein of 1202 amino acids. The transcript is spliced from 6 exons. Gene Ontology annotation, biological process: phosphatidylinositol dephosphorylation. NCBI's taxonomy places the organism in Eukaryota, Fungi, Ascomycota, Eurotiomycetes, Eurotiales, Aspergillaceae. The record is from RefSeq and is a predicted model, not a curated record. Gene Ontology annotation, molecular function: protein binding; phosphatidylinositol-4,5-bisphosphate 5-phosphatase activity.
AUGGAGGGAAACGGCAGAGAACAGGAGAACACUGACGACGCUCCCAUUAGACCCGUCUCCUCUUUGCUCUCACACUUUGAGAACCUCUCCCAUACUCAGCCGCGUGCGUCAUCUGCUUUUGGUACUAGCCCACGCGACUCGUCUAGUCGCUUCUUGAAGACCCCCGAACCUGUCGACGAGCCCCGAUCUAGUCGCGCCUCCUUGGAUUUACCUCGACCACAUUCCCCAUGGACUACGACGGGUGAUGAGAGACCAUUGCGCGAAAAUGGACAGAACAAUGGCGAUCAGCUGCGGGCACGCGGAUCCCCCGGAGGGAGAUAUGGCCGGCCUAUUUCGAUGAGCAUUCACCAUUCGUCGCCACAGCUUCCGCCUACGUUGACCGUUCAUUCUCCCAAGUCGCCGCCGCGGAACAUGGAGCGUGAGCGUCGCUCGCCUCCUCAGGAUGACCGUCGUAUAUCUCGAAGCUCGAUCUACUUCCCUCGAGAGUCGGUCUCCGCAGGGGUCUCGGCUGCGCCUCGGCCUCGUCCGGUGACGCCGCAGUUCGGCUCGUCGGUGCCUGCGGCGGAGACAAUGGAGCGGCUGUCGCCGGGUAUCCCCACGGCGAAUGGGCGUAGUAGCCCCGCAGACCGCAAGCUGAAGAGUGCAUCAUUGCCCCCGCCAGCGAACCGGGCUGAGAAGCCGAAGAUCCCUGCCAAGCCGGCGAUGUUCUCGCAUCCUGAUACCGGCAACCUAGCUCCCCGGCAGGAUCGACCGUCAGCGGAUGACCAUGUCUCGCCGUUUAGCACUCCCCCGAGUAGCCCGGAGAAGGCGCCGCUCAAGCCGAUGUCUACGGGGAAGCUCCCACCGAAACCACCUGGACGGCCUAUUACGGAACCUCCUAGUCGGCGCUCUUUCGAUGAACGGUCACCAGCACCGUCAGCUCCCGCAAGACCCGACCCUAGGGAUCUAGGCUUCUCCAGGUCUCGGCCAGCCCUUGAACCAUCUCGAGCUACCAAACCCCUGAGCGUGCAAAUCCCACCUCCCUCUCCUGGGAUCAUCGAUCCUGCGUCGACGGCUCCACCCCUCUCUGCGCAGAGACUCAGGGCUAGUGACAGUCCUUGGGAUCGUCCAGGACUCCCUCCAAGAUCAAAUUCUACAGCAGUGCGUCGAAGAGGACCUUCGCCCGCCAGAGACCCUCCACAGACGGUGGCCAGUCCAGCUCAAAUGACGCCUAUCGCCCGAUCUGUGCCUUCGUUCACACCUAUCAACAAAGAAAGUCAAGCUCCGCGUCCAGUUGCGCGACAACAGUCAUUGCCGCGCGAGUCGCUUAUGCCGUCUUACCCGGAGCGGCGUGUGGUUCGAACGGAUACGGAAGAAGAGGAGCCGAUGGCCGACGAGGGUCCAGUCUCAAGGACGGAUUAUCCCGAUGCCUCCCAGGCCAAUAGACGUCCUCCUCUUUUCAAGACAGGGCCAAGAGAGAUUCAUACUAGGUACGACACUCGACUGCUCGCCGUGUGUGGUAAGUAUGUCUGUACGACUGGGUAUUUGACUCGAGUCUGGGAUCUUACUACUGGUGAGCAAGUGAUGAGCCUGAGUCACGGCGAGACGGUGAAAAGCUUGUCUCUAGCCUUUAAGCCAGGCACAGCGCUUGAGGAUGAAGGACAACGUAUCUGGCUUGGGACUAGUGCGGGAGAACUACAUGAAGUUGAUAUUCCAACCAACGCCAUCGUGGCUACUCGAUCGUAUCCAUCUCGUCGCGAAGUCAUUCAGAUUUUGCGACACAAGAAAGAAAUGUGGACGCUGGACGAUGAAGGGCGGCUGCUGGUUUGGCCGCCAGAUGAGACUGGCACGCCUAAUCUGCAGUAUAGCUAUCACAGCCCUCAUGAGCGUGUCGCACGAGGCCACACCUUUUCGAUCGUUGUGGAUGACAAGUUAUGGCUGGCGUCUGGCAAAGAUGUUUAUAUCUAUCGUCCCAAUACGCGGGACGACUCUGCCUUCAAAGUUCUCAAGCGACCACUGGGUCAACAACAUUCUGGAGAUGUGACUUCCGGCACCUAUACCACCCAGGACGGCGGCCGUGUAUACCUGGGACAUGCGGAUGGUAAGGUCACCGUAUAUUCCUCAACGGACUACUCCUGCUUGGCAGUGGUGAAUGUGAGUGUUUACAAGAUCAACUGCCUCGGCAUGGUGGGAGACUAUCUUUGGGCAGCGUAUAAAACAGGUAUGAUUUACGUUUACGACGUCAAGACCAAUCCUUGGACGGUGAAGAAGGAUUGGCGUGCCCAUGACAGUCCCGUCUGCGGCUUCGUGCUGGACACAAGUAGCGUGUGGACGAUGAAUCGCCUCCAGGUGACGUCCCUAGGAACGGAUAACACUAUCCGGAUUUGGGAUGGUAUGCUGGAGGAUGACUGGCUAGAGAACCGCAUGCAAACCAGAGAUGUCGAGUUUUGCAAGUUCCGUGAGAUUCGGACGGUUAUUGUUACUUGGAAUGCUGGAGCAUCAACCCCUGGUAGUAUCCGCACGUCAGAUUUCAUCCGAGAUGCUGUUCACCCGGAGGAUCCGCCUGAUAUUAUUGUUUUUGGGUUCCAAGAGUUGGUUGACCUUGAGAAUAAGAAGAUCACAGCCAAGAGCUUGUUGCUUGGAAGUAAGAAGAAGGAAAACGGCGAAAAGGAACAUAUGAGUCGGCAGUACCGGGUUUGGAUUGAUCAUCUCACCCGAUCUUUGCACGAAUGCAUGCCUCUUGAGGAAUCUUACGUUCUUCUUCAUACUUCGAACAUGGUUGGACUGUUCACCUGCGUCUUUGUUAAGCACAAGGAACGUCAUAACAUCAGCAAUAUCAGCGCAUCGGAGAUCAAGCGGGGAAUGGGAGGAUUGCACGGAAACAAGGGUGCAUUGAUCUUCCGCUUUGUCCUCGACGAUAGCUCGCUGUGCUUUGUCAAUUGCCAUCUUGCUGCUGGCCAGACACAAACUGCCCAUCGCAAUAACGACAUUGCGGCCAUUCUCGAAGCCGAGACCCUACCACCCGAGAACAGUCUCACAGUUCGCACCGAUCAGUUCGCUAGUGGCGGUGACGGUUCGAUGAUCAUGGAUCAUGAGAUCUGUAUCUUGAACGGAGACUUGAACUACCGUAUCGAUGCCAUCCCACGUAAUGUCAUCAUCGACGCCGUCCGGCAGAACAAUCUCCCCAAACUUCUGGAACGUGAUCAACUCUUGGCUUCUCGACGAAAGAACCCGGGUUUCCGACUCCGCAGCUUCACCGAGGCACCUAUCACCUUUGCGCCGACUUAUAAAUAUGAUGUCGGCACUGACCAGUACGAUACGAGUGAGAAGAAGCGCUCCCCUGCCUGGUGCGACCGCGUUCUUUACCGUGGCCUGGGCCGUGUCAAACAGCUCGAGUAUCGUCGGCAUGAAGUUCGUGCCUCUGAUCAUCGGCCCGUCAGUGCGACCUUUAAGGUUCGCGUUAAGACGGUGAUGCCGCAGGAACGCGCUGUGACAUGGGAAGCGUGUCAGCAGGACUUUCAAAAUGAGAAGCGACGACUGGCUUCGGAGGCUAGCAUCGAGUAUCUCAUUACGGUCCUUGGCACUGAUCCCCGCCAGGCUCGUGGGUUGAUCCUUGGCAAGGGUCAAUAG